GCCCCUUACGUCAAGACCUGCGCUUUAGGGUUGGGAAAAUAGUGAGAGAGGUUAUGUAUGAUAAAAACUCGCCAGGCUAGAUGUAAUGCGAAGGAACUCGUGAGCGCGCAGCUAAAACCGCGGGGUCGAGCAGAGAUGGUGAGAGGCGCGUGCAGAUUGAGAAUGGUUAGCGGUUAUUUGGGCUUCUGCACAUGAUGACCUUCCUCAUCCUCAUCCUCGCUGAGCAUGGCGGAGUCAGAUGGUGUGGAGUUCUCUGUGAAUCGAGCUCAAAGCAGCAUGGCUAACAACAAGAAUAGCACGCUCCGUUGUACCUUCUCGGCCCCCAGCCACAGCAGCACUCUCCUGAGGGGGUUGUCUGCGUUACGUGAUCAAGGUCAGUUGCUGGAUGUGGUUCUGGCCAUUGACAACGAGCGCUUCGAGGUUCACAAAGCGGUUUUGGCCUCCUGCAGUGACUACUUCAGAGCCAUGUUUACUGGAGGAAUGAAGGAGUCAAACCAAAACACCAUAGAGCUAAAGGGUCUUUCAGCCAGAGGACUGAAGCACAUUAUUGAUUUUGCCUACAGUUCUGAGGUCACUUUGGACUUGGACUGCAUUCAGGAUGUUCUUGGUGCUGCUGUCUUCCUGCAGAUGGUGCCUGUGGUGGAGCUUUGUGAGGAGUUCCUGAAAUCAGCCAUGAGUGUUGAGACUUGUCUAAAUAUCGGCCAGAUGGCCACCACUUUUAGCCUCUCGUCCCUUAAACAGUCGGUCGACGCUUACACGUUCCGUCACUUCCUGCAGAUAGCACAGGAGGAGGAUUUCCUUCACAUUCCCAUAGAACGACUGGUUUUCUUCCUUCAGAGCAACAAGUUGAAGAACUGCAGCGAGAUCGACUUGUUCCGCGCAGCGAUCCGCUGGCUGCAGCAUGACGCGUCCAGACGAUCUGCUGCCAGCGAAGUGCUCCGUCACGUGCGCUUCCCCCUAAUGCGAUCGUCUGAGCUUGUGGAUAGCGUCCAAACGGUCGACAUCAUGGUGGAGGAUGUGCAAUGUCGACACUUUCUCCUAGAAGCCUUCAAUUACCAGAUCCUUCCAUUCCGACAGCACGAAAUGCAAUCACCUCGGACUUCCAUCCGCUCAGACGUUAUGUCGCUCAUUACUUUUGGUGGAACCCCGUACACCGACAACGAUCGCACCGUAAGCGGCAAAGUUUACUAUCUGGCCGACAUCACUGUGCGACAGUUCAAAGAGUUGACCGAAAUGGAGAUGGGAUGCAGCCACGCAUGCGUGUCGGUUCUCGACAAUUUUGUGUACGUCGUAGGCGGGCAGCAUUUGCAAUAUCGCAGUGGAGAGGGCGCAGUUGACAUUUGCUUCCGCUAUGACCCCCAUCUGAACCAGUGGCUUCGAAUCCAACCUAUGCAGGAGAGCCGCAUUCAGUUUCAGCUUAAUGUACUUCAUGGACAACUUUAUGCUACAGGGGGACGCAACAGAUCCGGCAGCUUGUCCUCUGUAGAGUGCUAUUGUCCGAGGAAAAAUGAGUGGAUUUAUGUGGAUUCCCUGAAGAGGAGAAUCUGGGGUCACGCCGGAGCUACAUGUGGAGAGAAACUCUACGUGUCCGGAGGUUAUGGGGUGUCUGUGGAGGAUAAGAAGACUCUUCAUUGCUAUGAUCCAGCCUUGGAUCAGUGGGAUUUCAAGUGUCCCAUGAACGAGCCGAGAGUCCUGCAUGCUAUGAUCAGCGUCAACAACCGCAUUUAUGCUCUCGGUGGCAGAAUGGACCAUGUUGACCGCUGCUUUGAUGUCCUAGCCGUAGAGUUUUACAUUCCAGAGACCGAUCAAUGGACAACAGUCAGUCCGAUGCGUGCUGGUCAGUCGGAGGCCGGCUGCUGCUUGCUGGAUAAAAAGAUCUAUAUAGUUGGAGGAUACAAUUGGCACCUAAAUAACGUCACGAGUAUCGUGCAAGUUUAUAAUACAGAGACGGAUGAGUGGGAAAGGGAUCUUCAUUUUCCAGAAUCUUUUGCAGGAAUAGCUUGUACACCUAUUAUACUUCCCCAAACAACCACUCAGCGCUAAGCACAUAUUCUUACAUUUGCUUACAUGAUUUAAGGCCUGUUCAUGUUAAUGACAUGAAAGUACAAACAUUUUUGAGAAUGUGAAGCAUCUUUCUACACACCACUCAAGCAUUAAUGUUGUUUUUGGGCCUUCUUGUAGAUUGCCCCAUUUUUUUACUAAUGAGGGUUUCUGACAAGUGCCUGUGGGAUUUGCGUUGACGACACACUUGAAUGGACCAACAUCAUAAUAUAUAAUGUUUUUAACCUACAUAAAGUUUUUUUUUUCUUGCACAAACUAAGCAAGCACAUUUCAUUAGGCACUUGAAUGUUCAAAUUAGUGAUUUAAUGACUAAAACCAUGUUUUUACAAGGUUACAUUACAGUAUGUCAGGUGACUGGAUCUUGGAACUACAGCACAAUUUUUUGUCAUGAUAUUGUGUGAGCAUGUAAUUUGAAUGUGUAAAAAAGCCCUGCAUUCUAAAACUACAACUGUUUUUUUUGUGCAUUUAUAGUAUGCUGGUGUGUUUUAUUACAUUUGUGUUGAUGCUUUUCCCCCUAAAUUCUUUGAAAAGGGAUGGUUCAGCCAAAAGUGAAAAUUCGGUCAAUAAUUACUCACCAUACCUGCAAGACUUCGGAACACACGAAGAUCUUUCUGAUGAAAUCUGAAAAAAAGAUUGCAAAGCUAAUCCAUAUGAACUGAGUGGUUUUGAUUUUCACUGAAGAGAAGAGACACAAUCACAGAUUUAAUUUAGGCUUCUCUUCAAGUAUAAAUAUUCAUCAGUUGUGGUAAACGGAAGCUCAAGUGUGUUCGCUUGACUAGCAAGAACCAAUGAGGUUUGUUCUCGUGUGUGAUGCAGGAUCAGUUGAGCUUGUGUUUUAUGUUCACUUAUCAAUGUUUAUAUGUGGAUAAAAGCCUAAAUUAAUUCAUUCAAUUGAUAUGGAUUAGUUUUACGAUCACUACAAGCUUUUUGAAGCGUCAAAGUGGUUGUUGGCUAGCUACCAAUGCCCUGCACAUAGAAUGCCCUCAAAAAAUCAUCAUUUGUGUUCUGAAGAUAAUUGAAAGUCUUAUGGGUUUGGAAUGACAAGAGGGUGAGUAAUUAAUGACAGAAUGUAUAGUUUUGAGUGACCCAACCCUUUAAGAUGUCAGAAACAGUGGGUCCCAUUCACUAAUAAUUGCGUGGAUUAUUUCGUAUUUGUUCGCACUUUUCAAGAUCAAUUUCCACCUAGUUAACAAGACGUUCUUAGUGCACACAUUAAUUUGUUUUAAUCCCAUUCUAAUGUUAGUGAAUUUGGAUUAUUCUAAAUGAUCCGCCAUGUGCACAAGGUUAGUCAUUUGCAUAAAAUACGCCUAAACCAUCUCCAUAUAAGGGCUUUCAGCACAGCCUUUUCUUUAGAGCUUUUCCUCACUCGCCAGAUCCUCAAGCAAUGCCAAGUGUCAUUCUCAAAACCAGUUCAAACACAAUAACAAACACAACUUUUAUACAGACCCAGAUUUGACCUUUCAUUAUAUUUAAUGAAUAUAUUUAAGAUUAGUUCUGUUUGCAUCAAUUAUUUUCCUGUUUAUCACUUUAAAGCUGUUUAUUAGUUGUAUUAUGUUGUUUUAUAUAAAAUAUAAUGUAAUGCAAUAUAAUUAUAGUCAUUUCAAGUCAACUUUGUACUAUACUUUAUACAAUACAAAUUGUUUCAAAGCAGCAUUACAGUGAAAAACAGGAAAUUAACGAUUUAAUGAUGCGAACAGAAUUCGACAAGACAAUGAUAAAAUGAGUUCAAUUCAGCUAAAGCUAAAGCAGCUCUGUAGAAAACAGUGUGCAGAGGACAUGUUCUUGUGGUCUUUGUGCCUUGUGGGCUGUGAAUCUGAGCGAUACACGGUAUCCGCUGACAUACGGGUCCGCGAUGAGGUUGUGACUAGGUGCAGGUCCACCAUCUGAUCUGGAUACGACCCGGAUCUGGCGGAUCUACGGUAACCUCGGGAUAAGGAUGAGAUAGACUGAUACUAGCAUAAAUACCCUUCUUACGAUGUAACAAGUACAUCUGGUGUUAUGGGAAGUCAGCAGGCUUUGUGAAUGAGACCCAUUCUUUCCAACAACACAAAUUACAUUCUGUGUAUGUAAUGUAUACAGAUGGUUGAUUUACCAAGGUUACAGCUGUAAAUGACUUGUCACCCUUAGCUCAGGAUUCAUUUACCCCCAAGAUGUAAAGCUGGACAGCAUCUGGCAAUACUUUGGAGUAAGUUAGCUGGGUCUUUACACAUGAACAAAUGGCCUUUAUCUUGUACUGUACCUCAGAUCAGCCUUAAUUUACAUGUUAGAAGUUCUGACUAUGUGAACAACAAUUUCAACCCAAGCAGCUUUCAGUCUAAAAAAAACUAAUUCUGUUAUCAUUCUUAUGUAAAUGUACUUGUAUAGUUUCUUUAAAAAAAAAGAAAACAUAUGUAUUAUAUUGAUAGCACUUUUGCAGUUAUUCUUUUACAGUUUGUCUUCCAUGUGUGAAAUUGUGUUUUUGUUUUUAUCCAUCUGCUGUGUUGUGACCUAAAGUGUGAUCUAAAUAAAACACACACAUUUGUGUUCUCAA
This is a messenger RNA of Pimephales promelas (fathead minnow), 4591 nucleotides long. It is a transcript of the gene klhl26, whose product is annotated as kelch-like family member 26. The record is from RefSeq and is a predicted model, not a curated record. Lineage: Eukaryota; Metazoa; Chordata; Actinopteri; Cypriniformes; Leuciscidae. Gene Ontology annotation, molecular function: protein binding.